UUGGAACACGUGCUCCUCUCUCGCGGCAUCGACGCUCGCUCCUCGAGACUGAGAGACCGCCAGAACUUUCGAUGUCCGCCUGCAGGAUCAACUGCCUUUCUCAGUCUCUCCACGGACGGGAAAUGCUUCCCUUGUACCAACCGCCGUCAAAGUACGCAGGGGCGCUUUUUGGGUCAAGUAGGAAUUGUUCUGAAUACGAGCGACCACGAAGACCUCAUCAACACUGCUCUACCUGACUACAACCCUGCUGCCUGUCUGUUGGAGAGUGACUCUGAGGAAGAUGAGACUGAGGAAGAGAGUAGUGCGCAGGAGGACGAGGCUGCAGUAGAUGCUUCAGGCAUUCCUGGAUGGGACAGGGUGGACGACCUGGCCGAGCUGGACAGGAUGGCCUAGCUGUCAACACCAGCCAGGCACAAGAGAUUGAACAUCUCUACAACUGGCUGGUGGACUACAACAAGCGGCCAAUCUUCCACCCUCAUCACCAAAGGCCAUCCAUCCCGAGGCAGAUUUGCCCUGAAGAAGCAACUGGGCAUGAGUGUGGAAGCCACGAAAAAAGGUGCUUUCUUUCGGCUGGAUCACCAGCUUCCUCGCCUUCAAAAAGCCGUCUCGUUGAGGUUAUCUCAUGGAGUAUUUUGCGAAAAAAGACAGAGAAGAGGUAAACCACAGGAGGAGAAAACAAAGACAAAGAAUAAGAAGAAGAAGAAGAGAAGAACUGGAGAGGUGCCUGAGGGACGGCGAGAUGGAGAGGGCGAGGGAAAUUGCGAAACAAAUGCAAGAUUGGGAGUUGGUGGGUCUUGAAGAAGCCCUGAGAACAAUGAAAAUCACAGGUAGCUAUGUCAUAUAUGAUAAAACCUUUACUAUGCAGGUGCUACUCCAACUCCCAACCCCCGCUCUCCCUCCCCUCCCCCCAAGAUGGAGAAUCUGGCACUCCACCUCCACCAACUCGUAACCCCAUUUACGUACUUGCACUGACAUAAUCAUUUACUUACAUCAUUUACUUACCUAUAUACCUCAUUACAUUUAUCAUAUCUUAUAUGCAAAGUGCAUGACAAGGUGGGAAUGGGACCUGAAAAGGCUGUCAGUGGGUUGACAUAGUAAGCAAGAGAG
Geodia barretti is the source of this 1107-nucleotide messenger RNA. NCBI's taxonomy places the organism in Eukaryota, Metazoa, Porifera, Demospongiae, Tetractinellida, Geodiidae. The record is from the annotation of a GenBank genome assembly.